GAGAGGGCAGGAUCCACCAGCUCUCCCUCAGCAUCUCCCACCAGGAAAGCCCAGGAGAGGAGCUGCCGCUCAGGACACCUUUGGGAGGAUCCCUUAGCACAACAUAUGCUACAUCAACACCCACGGCUGCUUUCCCCUUCCAGGAAAGAGGAGAAGGAGGGAGAGGAAAGAGCUCCGGAGUGCUCCAGGGAUUUUCCAUGUAACCAAAAGCGGACGAUGCCCCCGGGAGCCGCUGCCGGCCCCUGCUCCGUGUGCGGCAGGUGAGCAUCACCUGCGGGGCAGCCCCGCGCCCGCCAGCUGCCCCUGCUCCUCUGAUCCCCCUGCUCUGAUGCCAUUCUGGAUGUCCCGGUGAGAACUCUUAGAGAUGCCUAUUCUCUCCAGAGGCAGUGACCAAGACUAUAGCAACAUUAGCUACAACUCCUGCAAUUCCUUGAGCCACUUGCUUCCCAUCUGCGUGGAAACCCCUUCUGUCAAGGGGGUCCAUUACCAGAGAGCCAGGAGGAUUUACCACCCUGACCAAGUGUCUGCAGUCGAUCUGAAGACAGAGAUCAUGAUCAACGUUGGAGGCAUCAAGUACCUGCUGCCCUGGAGUACUUUAGACGAGUUUCCCCUGACCAGACUGAGCAAACUAAAGCUUUGCAGCAGCUAUGAAGAAAUCAUCCAGCUGUGUGACGAUUACGAUGAGGACACCCACGAGUUCUUCUUUGACAGGAACCCCAACGCUUUCGGGAUGAUUGUCAGCUUCCUAGCAGCGGGGAAGCUGAUGCUCUUGAGAGACAUGUGUGCCUUGUCUUUCCAGGAGGAGCUGAGGUACUGGGGCAUUGAGGAAUCCAACCUGGAGAACUGCUGCUUUCGGAAGCUGUUCCAGAAGCUGCAGGAGCUGGCCGAGAUCCGCAAAGAAGAGGAGCUCCGGAGGAGCAAGGAGGCUUCGUGUGUCUUGGAUGAGAAAACCAGAUUUGGGCAGUUCAUGAACAGACUCAGAGAUAUGGUGGAAAAUCCCCAGUCAGGACUGCCAGGCAAAGUCUUUGCUUGUCUCUCCAUCCUCUUUGUGGCCACCACAGCUGUCAGCCUUUGUGUGAGCACAAUGCCAGACUUAAGAGCUGAAGAAGACAGGGGCGAGUGUUCCCAGAAGUGCUAUUACAUCUUUGUCAUCGAGACCAUCUGCGUGGCUUGGUUCUCCCUGGAGUUCUGCCUCCGCUUCAUCCAGGCCAGGAGCAAGUGUCAGUUCUUCAAAGGACCCCUGAACAUCAUUGACUUCUUGGCCAUUUCCCCUUACUACGCCUCCCUCAUCUUCUCCGAGGACGACUCCAGCGAGGAGGAGGACAGGCCGAGCAGCAACACGUACCUGGAGAAGGUGGGCUUGGUGCUACGGGUUUUACGUGCCUUGAGGAUCCUCUACGUCAUGCGCCUUGCCCGGCACUCCCUGGGCCUGCAGACCCUGGGCCUCACCGUGCGCAAGUGCACGCGGGAAUUCGGGCUGCUGCUGCUCUUCCUGUGCGUGGCCGUCACCCUCUUCUCCCCCCUGGUGUACCUGGCCGAGAACGAGUCGGGCAGGGUGCUGGAAUUCACCAGCAUCCCCGCCUCGUACUGGUGGGCCAUCAUCUCCAUGACCACCGUGGGCUACGGGGACAUGGUGCCGCGGAGCGUGCCGGGCCAGAUGGUGGCUCUCAGCAGCAUCCUCAGCGGGAUCCUCAUCAUGUCCUUCCCCGCAACCUCGAUAUUCCACACCUUCUCCCACUCCUACUCUGAGCUGCGCAAGGAGCACGAGCGGCUGCAGUCGCGGCUGAGCCGGGCGAAGAGCGCCAAUCGCUCCGGGGAAAGUGACACCUUCAAUGAGACGGACAGCCUGGUCCUGGAGGGACAGGCCUCCCCCAUCAAAUACAUCUACACAGGGAACUGAGCCUGGAAACCCCACCAAAUACAUCUACACAGGGACCUGGGCCUGGAAACCCCACCAAAUACAUCUACACAGGGACCUGGGCCUGGAAACCCCACCAAAUACAUCUACACGGGGAACUGAGCCUGGAAACCCCACCAAAUACAUCUACACAGGGAACUGAGCCUGGAAACCCCACCAAAUACAUCUACACAGGGACCUGGGCCUGGAAACCCCACCAAAUACAUCUACACAGGGACCUGGGCCUAGUGCUCCCCAUCAAAUACAUCUACACGGGGAACUGAGCCUGGAAACCCCACCAAAUACAUCUACAUGGGGACCUGGGCCUGGAAACCCCACCAAAUACAUCUACACAGGGAACUGAGCCUGGAAACCCCACCAAAUACAUCUACACAGGGGACUGAGCCUGGAAACCCCAUCAAAUACAUCUACACGGGGAACUGAGCCUGGAAACCCCACCAAAUACAUCUACAUAGGGACCUGGGCCUGGAAACCCCACCAAAUACAUCUACACAGGGACCUGGGCCUAGUGCUCCCCAUCAAAUACAUCUACACAGGGAACUGAGCCUGGAAACCCCACCAAGUACAUCUACACAGGGACCUGGGCCUAGUGCUCCCCAUCAAAUACAUCUACACAGGGAACUGAGCCUGGAAACCCCACCAAAUACAUCUACACAGGGACCUGGGCCUGGAAACCCCACCAAAUACAUCUACACAGGGACCUGGGCCUAGUGCUCCCCAUCAAAUACAUCUACACAGGGAACUGAGCCUGGAAACCCCACCAAAUACAUCUACACAGGGACCUGGGCCUAGUGCUCCCCAUCAAAUACAUCUACACAGGGAACUGAGCCUGGAAACCCCACCAAGUACAUCUACACAGGGAACUGGGCCUGGAAACCCCACCAAAUUCAUCUACAUGGGGAACUGAGCUUGGAAUCUCCCACCAAAUACAUCUACAUGGGGAACUGAGCCUGGAAUCUCCCACCAAAUACAUCUACACAGGGAACUGAGCUUGGUAUCCCCCAUCAAACACAUCUACACAGGGACCUGAGCCUGGAGACCACAUCAAACACAUCUAAAUAGGGACCUGGGCCUGGAGACCCCAUCAAAGACAUCUACACAGGGACCUGAGCCUGGUGUCCCUAUCAAACACAUCUACACAGUGAACUGAGCCUGGCCUGGGCCGUUCCCAAAACCACUGACAGAAACGUGCACAUGUGUGCAUCAGCAAAAUACACGAAGCAAAGCAACAGCAUAGGUUCCAGUGCUCCCCUCUCUCCUGGCAUCGGUGUAAGCAGCAGCCAACCCAGCAGAGCCAGCUCCAAAAAACCCCCAUGGAGCUGGAGGCUGGGAGAAUGUAAAAAUGUCAGAGUUUAUCCACUGAUAAAUGCUCAUCCUUCUCUAUGACUACUAAGAAUAAACUUUGUCUCUACCACUCAUGCAUUUUGCUGAAUACCUAACACUGAAUGAGUAACAGACAAACCAGCUUCUGUUGGCACAGACACACUUGUUAUUUUAUUUGCCUUUGAGUUUCCAGUGUUCUUGCAAUGAAUAUCCUGAGCCAGGCGUUAGGACACGUUCUUUCAGGGCUACACACCAGUGUGGUUAUCCACAGCUCAUCCACCAGGCAUACAGACACAAAUCCAAAUUCUGUAUUUAAAGCCAGUAACAAGCUUAAAAUAAAACCGCUGUAUGUGACAGCUUUCAAAGUUUGCCUGCAGCCAGAUGAUCAAUCUGUACCUAACAAAUUGCACUGCUUUGUAUAAAACACAUACUGUUUGCAAGAGCAUUUGCUUGAAAUGCAGUUGUGGUCUGCAGACUGUAAACAUAUCAUACUAGACAGCAAAAGUCUUCAAAAACUUCUUUUUCAUAUAAUUAUUUAAAAUAAAAAUGAGGAAUAAAAAAAAGCUCAAGCUUA
Vidua chalybeata is the source of this 3815-nucleotide messenger RNA. It is a transcript of the gene KCNG4, whose product is annotated as potassium voltage-gated channel modifier subfamily G member 4. Gene Ontology annotation, cellular component: membrane; voltage-gated potassium channel complex. NCBI's taxonomy places the organism in Eukaryota, Metazoa, Chordata, Aves, Passeriformes, Viduidae. The record is from RefSeq and is a predicted model, not a curated record. Gene Ontology annotation, molecular function: delayed rectifier potassium channel activity. Bases 365 to 1900 code for a protein of 511 amino acids. Gene Ontology annotation, biological process: protein homooligomerization; potassium ion transmembrane transport. The transcript is spliced from 3 exons.